This is a messenger RNA of Neltuma alba, 1113 nucleotides long. RefSeq lists its product as uncharacterized. The transcript has a single exon. Bases 536 to 976 code for a protein of 146 amino acids. The record is from RefSeq and is a predicted model, not a curated record. Lineage: Eukaryota; Viridiplantae; Streptophyta; Magnoliopsida; Fabales; Fabaceae.
UUCUUCAAAUCGCAUUCGACUUCUGCUCUCAUCUGCUUAACAAUUGAUUCAAUGUUCGUUUUUGUAUUACAUACGCUUGAACUUUAAUCAGACCGUAUGUGACCAGGGAAUAUAACCUUUGUAAUGGCUGAUGAGCCCCAAGUGGAGAGUGACUUGGUCCGAAUCUUUUUAUCUUGUCAAUUACCAGAACAACUAAAUCCCCUACCACGCACGCCUCCACGUAGGUUCUGAAACUAAACCCCCACCCCUCCCAAUACAAAAUGUAUUCACCACCUUACCCUAUCUAUCCCCACUUUAUCACCAGGCCAUACGUCCCUUCUUUUCAGAUUCCUGCGGACAAAGAAAGCUAUGUCCUUCCUCCCACUGCAAGUUGAAGGGCACUUCUGUCAAUUUACAGCCAUAUAUACAUAUAAAUAUACACACAGGGGGUCCAUUACAACAUCUACUAAUUAUCUUCAUCCUUCCGGAAAAUUCGGUCACUGCGCUCUGCAUCCACAAAGGGAGAUUGAAGAGGAUCCCCAGAGUCUAGCAGAACAUGUUUGCGAUGAAGUUCCAUCCUUCCUCGAAGAAGCGAAACACCUUGUGUCCGCAGUCCUCUGUGGUUUCAUCCUCCGCCUCCUCCAACGCCAAGAAGCUCUGGAGACUGCCUCACGUGUUCGCCAACGUUCUCGAGCUCCCUCUCCGCUCAGACGCCGACGUGUCCGUCGAGGAGACCCCCACUUCUUAUCGUUUUGUAGCCGCCGCCAAUGGCAUACCCAACGGUGUGCGCGCCCACGCCAUCGAAAUCUUGCCCGGUAUGACCAGAAUCGUGGUAAAAGGAAUGGACGGCGGCGAAUUGGUUGCCGGUCAGCUUCGUCUUGGUCUUGAUCUUUGGAGGUUCCGAUUGCCAGCUUGGACCAGGCCCGCCACGGCCACCGCCGUUUGCUCUGGUGGAAAACUGGUCGUGACGGUGCCCAAAACCACCGCAGGGAAGUGAAAUUGAAGACGAUGAUGAAACAUCAUGAAAAAAGAGAGUGGGACGUGCUUGUAUAUACAGAUUGUUCUCGUUCACUCCAAUAAAACAACUUCCGUGUCGCUCUUUAAUCUAACAUGGCCUGUUUCAUUCUUAUUUCA